Molecule: messenger RNA, 735 nt
Organism: Mixia osmundae IAM 14324
Lineage: Eukaryota; Fungi; Basidiomycota; Mixiomycetes; Mixiales; Mixiaceae
Exons: 6
Coding region: 1-735 (244 amino acids)
Molecular function (GO): NADH dehydrogenase activity
Source: RefSeq, a predicted model, not a curated record
AUGCUACGGUGUGCGGCUCGGCUGCCGCUGCGCACGGUAGCGCUCCAACGGCGAUCGAUAGCAUCGACAGCUCCACGAGCUUCGGAUGCGCUCUUUGUGCAUCGAGACUCGGACUAUAACAACUCCAAGAUCCCCUUCGCUUUCACGCCCGAGUACAAAAAGAUGGCGGAUGAGAUCAUCUCUCGCUUUCCUGCUCAGUACAAGAAAGCGGCGGUGAUACCCCUGCUCGAGCUCGGACAGCGGCAGAACAAGGGAUGGACGAGCAUCAGCGUGAUGAACUACGUUGCCAAUCUGCUCGACAUGCCUCCCAUGCGCGUCUAUGAAGUCGCUACAUUCUACACCAUGUUCAAUAGAGAGCCAGUAGGCGACAACUUCAUCCAGAUCUGUACGACGACCCCUUGCGCUCUGAGGGAUAGCACGGGUAUCCUCAACACGAUCAAAAGUCAUCUCGGCAUCGAGUGUGGCGAGACGACAAAGGACAAGAAGUUCACUUUGGUCGAGGUCGAGUGCCUUGGCGCAUGCUCGAACGCGCCGAUGAUUCAGAUCAACGAUGACUACUACGAGGAUCUCACGCCAGAGACGACUGUGAAGAUUCUCAAGUCGCUCGAGGCGGGCAAGCGACCAAAGCCAGGCCCUCAGAGUGAGCGAAGGACUUCAGAGCCUGCUGGCGGCAGGACGAGCUUGACUGAGAAGCCACCUGGCCCCGGCCAAUUCUGUGUGCCCGAGUUUGCAUGA